UCUCAUGCUUUUUUUUUUUGGGAGCUCAGCCGCCGGGGGAAUGUUGUGCGGUGUCCACAAAGCCGAAAAUCUACAAGAUCAUGCUCGACCUGCGUACCAUUUCCCGGCACGAGCAUACUCAACAAAUUUUCGAUGCAGCUCACAGCACCCCUCCUGCCCGACACCGCCCCAUCGCCGCCCGAGCACGACGGCACACUCUCGCCGUCCUCUCACGUGGCGCACACACCAUCUUCUGCAAUACUACGAUGCUGGUCCCCGUCCGGCCAGCUGUGCAUCUUGUGCCGGGUUGAGCGGGAAGUUGCUUGGACCAUUAGCCCUGAACGACGGACACGGAAUACCGCCACGUAGGAGAAGCUCAGGGAUCUUUGGGACCCGAACGUGGAGAGCAUGUCGAAUGCCGCGGCGCUGGAUAGGGCUGAGCUGAGUUCGGUCGAAGCAGGCGUUUUGCUCUGACAGAAGUCGGAAUACGAGCGAGUCUCACUCGUCGAGAACGAAAACGAGGAUUGGUAUCUACGAUCCCUCGCUGCUAGGCGAGCGGUCGAGGAUACAUAACUGAUACGGCGGAUAGAUGUGGGAAGCAUACAGUAUCCGGCGCUCGUUCAAGCGCGGAGGCCACCAACCGGGCUACAUCGAGAACACUGACGUUCUACACCUCGAGUUCGGACAGGGUACUUGAAAUUCUUACAUCUUGUGAGUGCUACCGACGUAUAUACGUGCUGUACAGCC
Messenger RNA from Phanerochaete carnosa HHB-10118-sp, 726 nucleotides. RefSeq lists its product as uncharacterized. The record is from RefSeq and is a predicted model, not a curated record. The coding region runs from base 5 to 424 and encodes 139 amino acids. The transcript is spliced from 2 exons. Lineage: Eukaryota; Fungi; Basidiomycota; Agaricomycetes; Polyporales; Phanerochaetaceae.